GGCAACUGUCGGCGAGGCAUUUCUUCAAUCCUUGGUGGCUUCCUAGCAAUUCCAUAGUACACAACAAGGCACACCAUGUUCUUGUUUUGAUUUUGGUUUAUAAAUAUGGCGUUUUGAAUGAAUCAAACUGAUCUCCCUGGGAAACAAAGCAAGUUCAGUGCUUUCCCGGUUAUUUCCUUUACCCGUCUUGUUCGUUUAUUAUCUCUGGUUUUCUUUACCUCUGGGAUUUUAACUCUCCCAUUCUUGGCCUAUCAUCGGAUCUGGGGCUCUUCCUUUUUUCUCUUAGAGGGUUAGUUCAGUAUCGGAAUUGCAUUGGAGUGGUUGGAAAUUAUAUUCAAUUCACAUGAGAUUUUGACAGAAGGGCUUCAAAAGAAAUAAUUGUGCAGCUAGCAGUUGACACUGAGAAUUUGCCAUCUAUAUAUAUAUAUAUUGAAACGUGGCCAGUUUGAGGUUUCUUAGAUUCUCAGUUGUGGUCGUGAGUAGAACAGAAGUUAUUUCUUGAUAGUUUUGGUCAUUGUUGGUCCUUACCGUAUAAUUUUAUGUCAGAGAAGCUGUUAGGAGCUGCGUUUGGCAGAAAUUUUUUGGCUCUUGUAACUUUGUUGUGUGACAAUAGGAGAUAGAUUAUAGAUUGCAUUAGGUUUGUGACAUUAGGAUGGGUCUAUUAAAUGCAGAAGAUAAGGGUGCUGAACUUGAUCUUGAAAUAGGGUUGUCUGAAACAGAAGACAACUCAAAGAAAGAAUCUAAUCCAGUUGCUGCAAAACAAGAGAAGUCAUUAUUUGCUAAGGUUUCUGGAGGGGAUGUUGGUACAAAGGAAGAAAAGCCAAAUUUAUACUGUAAUGAGUCGAAUUUAAGCAGCAUUUCCAAGCAUGUGUCAAACAAGUUAUUCUCUGGACAAGAGUCAGUUGACAUGGAGAAAACCCCAGUAAAGGAGAAACGUAAGAAGGGCAGUAAUAAAAAGGCACCCAAACCUCCAAGACCUCCCCGAGCCCCAUCACUGGAUGCUUUUGACCAUAAGCUAAUCAGGGAGCUAACUGAACUUGCCAUGUUGAAGCGUGCUAGACUAGAGCGCUUGAAUGCCUUGAAGAAGAUGAGAACAUCUAAAUCAUCAUCUUCCAGUGGCAGUAGCAGCAUACUUGCCACGAUUUUCACUAUUGUCUUUUGCAUCGUGAUAAUAUUCCAAGGCAUGCCAUCUGGAAGAAGUUCAGUGUCAAACUUCCAGGGAUCUCCUCUAUCGACAAGCGUAGAUGAUGGCGUGAUCUCAGUUCAAUACCCCCUCAAUCCAUCAGCAAAUAGCCCGAAUGCUCCCGGUAUAGAGUCUCACAAUUUUGUAAAGCAGGUCACAAGUUCAGAUUGGUCAGAACGAACGAGAAGACGCUCGGGUUAAUGCGUUUUUUACCAAGAAUAAAAAUGGUGCAGUAUUUGGCCAAUAAAAGAGGGUUUAGUGUUCUUAUUCCUCUGACACGAUCCCUUUUAUCUGUUUUGUCUGUUUACGUAUUACUUCUCCUUUUAUCAUGAAACUGGGUAUCAGAACUGGGUGGGUAACUUACCACUUUUUGUAUAUUAAUCAGUGGUUUUGUUGGGGGGGCCUAAUUGCCAUAGCUGUACUGCUGGUAGUGUACAUUGGCUUGCCCAAUUCUUUUUUUAUUAUUUUUUUUGGGGCCUCUUUGGCUGAUAGCAACUUCCUGUUGCUUAAUUGUUUCAAUGGUUGUAAGUUGCAUAGUAUUUCCGAAUGUUGGAACAAAAUUUUCCUUUCCGAGGUUCAGGAGCAGUUUGUCUUCAUUUAUGAAGAAUCAGCGAGUGGACUCGG
Messenger RNA from Prosopis cineraria, 1807 nucleotides. RefSeq lists its product as uncharacterized. The record is from RefSeq and is a predicted model, not a curated record. Lineage: Eukaryota; Viridiplantae; Streptophyta; Magnoliopsida; Fabales; Fabaceae. The transcript is spliced from 4 exons. Bases 653 to 1384 code for a protein of 243 amino acids.